AAAGUACCUGGCCAAGACAGGCCACUUGCGUGUACAAUGUACAUCCACCAGGCCACACUGUUGGCAACUUUUUGGCAAGGGAACGUGGAGAGGGUAAUUUCCCCCUCGCGUGGUGGAAGGACGAACACGGAAGUUGCUACGCAUAGUUGACUGGCAUCAAAAGCAGCCAAUCGUGUAUUCCUCAUGUUAAGACUUAUCCAAUGAAACAAGCGGUGAUAAUUUCUCCGAGUACGUCCAACUUCAGCGUUGUGUUAACAACAUUUGUCGAUCUGAAGGCAAGCAGGAAAUUAAGAUGGCGAGUCAUGCGACAGAUACAUCAGGGAACGUUGAAAAGGACAGUACGUCUAGCGGACGUAUAAUUUCAGGUGUCACCCAGAAUGUCACAGAAACCGAUGCUUUUUACAGCUCUGUCUCCCUGGACCCUGGCGAAGAGUACAAGAUGAGCCACAAAAAGAGAGGCCUGGUCCUCAUCUUCAAUCAGGAGCACUUCUUUUGGCGUCUGGGGAUGCCUCCAAGGAAUGGCACCAACAUGGAUCGACACAACUUGGUCCGAAGAUUUGAGGUGUUGGAGUUUGAAGUGAGAGCAUAUGAUAACCUCAAACUGGAGGAGGUUUGGACCAAGAUAAGUGAAGCUGCCGAGGACGAUCAUACGGACUCUGACUGCUUUAUCUGUAUUUUCCUGAGUCAUGGGGAGAAUGAUCAUGUCUUUGCCUAUGAUGGGAAGAUUUGCAUUCAGGAUAUCACGGGUCUUUUCAAAGGAAAAAAAUGCCCAAGCCUUGCCGGGAAGCCCAAGAUAUUCAUCUUACAGGCGUGCCGUGGGGACAAACAUGAUGAGCCAGUUACCCCCAUGGAUGUGGUGGACCAUGACACAAAGACCAAUGAAGUAGAGGUUGACGCGGGGGUUGUCUACACUCUGCCCUCUGGGGCAGACUUCCUCAUGUGCUACUCAGUGGCAGAGGGAUAUUACUCCCACCGUGAAACAGUCAAUGGCUCAUGGUACAUCCAGGACCUGUGUGAGGCCCUGAAGGAGCACGGCCACACCCUAGAGGUCACUGAGCUUUUGACACUAGUCAACCGCAAAGUGUCCCGGCGCAGUGUUGGCCGAUGCAACGAUCCUUCUGCCAUCGGAAAGAAGCAGGUGCCUUGUUUCGCCUCAAUGCUCACCAAGAAGCUCUACUUCAGGCCUAAGAGUGAUUAGUGUCUCCAGUCGUCUGUAACACACAGGGGGUUCGUGACUUCUAAAGGGUUUUUAUUAAUGUUUCUCAUCAUGACAUCUAUUCCAAGUCAUGACUGUCGGCUACAGAUAAUCAGACACAAUGGUGCAUAAUAUUGUGAAGUUCAAAAGUCCUUGCUAGCAAAAUUUAAACUUUGAUUUUAAGAUUCUUCUCCAUAUCCUUUUCACAGAAAACGACUACAUUAUGGGAAGAUUGCUGGGUUGAUCAAAUUCAUAAUAUUACAUAGUACCUCAUGAUUUCCUCAUACCCAAUUGAGCACAGGAGAAUGCAAGGCAACCAACAUAUGGUUGCAGCAGGGGCAUAUAGUGAAUGAUUUACAUUCUCCACGUUUUGGGGGAAACCUAAAAGUGUGUAGUAACGUAUGGGUCUUAAUUAUGUACAGGUUUUAAGACCAUUUAUCUGAUAUGAACACUAAUUUGUGGGGUAGAAGAUAUCCUGUGGAGUCAAUAACCAGCUUCAAAACCCCCGAAUUUCUUGAGAACCAAAACCUGAAAUACCAGUUCAUUUUAUAAUGCCAUGGCCUUCCAAUCAUGCAUUUGCUGUUGUACCUACAUGGACCUCCACUGUGUGCUUUCAAAAAAGGGAAUUACUGUUAGUUGUUGUCACUCCAACUUUGAUGCGUUAAACCCUUUUUACCAUAUUCAUUUCCACUGGAGUGCCUUGUUCUCUCAGCAUUAACACACUGCUUAAAUAUGGAAAGUACCUCAGGGAGUGGGGUGGCUUGAGCUGUGGUAACCUGCUGCACUUCUGAGAUUCCUGCUUCACCACAGGGCUGAAACAAGAGCUUGACACACACUCACUUUUGCUGAGUCAUCUAUGCGAGUGUCUCACUCCGUGGGCCUCUACUAUUAAUUCAGUGGAACAAAUAUUUACACUGGUACCCAAAUUGAAAGUGCUGGGUAAAAGCCUUUCUAUAUGUAGCAAAAUGAUAGUGACCAGAAAGGAUUCCACAGUAAGAUGUACUGAUUCUGUUUUUGCUACACAAGUUAACACAAACAUACACCGAUGAUUGUGCCUUUUGUACACAUUUAACAACCACUCAGGACCAUUUCAGGGCUAGAUUUAUUACUGUCCUGUUUUUUUUAUAUAGCACAUUCCUAUAGCCUUUCAGAGCAAUAAUUAAGGCCACCAUAUUCGGUACCAGUUAUGGUGGCAUCAUUAAAAUCUGAAAAGGCUUGGCUUGGCUAUAAUGUGUCAUAAGGUAACAACUGGUCAGGAGAAUUCUGUUUAAGAGUCAUAGUCCUUGAAAUGAACUAUUAAACAGAGCCACACAAUCAUUCCUCAUGUUGAGUGUAUCUGUACUUUAAGCCGAUGUUUACGAUACCUGUAUGGUGAUGGGGGUUUGCACUAUCCAUGAGUUUUGAAGACUCCCUUGUAUUUCGUUUACUCUUUUUAAGUGCAGUUGGGUAAUGUACUAUGUGGUGUAAUUUUAGAUUGAUUAAGUUGACUAGUUGAGGUGCAAUAAAAAUGAAGAUUUUUACUUCAA
Messenger RNA from Clupea harengus (Atlantic herring), 2721 nucleotides. RefSeq names its product caspase-6. The record is from RefSeq and is a predicted model, not a curated record. Gene Ontology annotation, cellular component: cytoplasm. Gene Ontology annotation, molecular function: cysteine-type endopeptidase activity. Gene Ontology annotation, biological process: positive regulation of neuron apoptotic process; proteolysis; apoptotic process. Lineage: Eukaryota; Metazoa; Chordata; Actinopteri; Clupeiformes; Clupeidae.